CGAGCCUCAGUGUGUGUGGGACAGCCUUGGCGUUAGCCCAGCUUGUCCAUGGUGUGUAUCUGAGUGGCAACCGGCCGUGCAUACGCUCGCUGAGCACCGGGAACUAGCCGAUCAUGCUCAGGAGCUUCCCGGUAGGAUAGCCAGGCAGUAUGUGCGUCACGCUCGGUGAAGCAAACAAGUGACACACGAUUUUUAAACAUUUAUGCCAUCAGGAACAAUGGUGACCUCGCCCUGGAAUAACCUUUUGGUGACGUCAUCAUCAUCUGUCUGUUUUCUCUGCUGCUGACCGUCUGCUUCACAGCUUUCGAAGUGGUGAAGAUGGAGAGCUUUAGAGGGUGGUGCUGGGCGAGGGAGGUGCCCGUGCUGCUGAUGCUGCUGGUGGCGCUGGUGGGGGGCAGCCUAGCCAGCGCCUCGCCCUGUGAUAUCUCAGAGUACUCCUGCGAUGAUGGAGGUUGCGUCUCCCUCAGCCACUUUUGUGAUGGUGUGGCGCACUGCACCGACUACACUGACGAACCUCCUGGAUGCUCAGUAUCCCCUCCAGUUUUGUCCUCUCACAUACCUUCCCUGUCUUUCCCAGCAUCGUCAGGUUCACCUUCAGGAGGGUGUGGAGGCGAUGAUCAAUAUACCGAGUUUGUUCCUCUCACAUACCUUCCCCGUCUUUCCCCAGCUUCGUCAGGUUCACGUAUAGGAGGGUGUGAAGGCGACCACAUCAGUAUCGAGGAACCCAAGCUACGUGUGCGGGGAGGCAGGUGGUGUGGUGAAGGCUCUGGCUUGAAUGUCUACUACAGUGAGACUGACACAGUGGCAGUCACACUUCACGCAGCCUCCACCAUCCAGGGAGAAUAUUUCGACAACCCCCUCAAGUUUAAGAUCAAAUACAAGUUCCUGCGUCGUGAGAGAGCCAUCGUGCGCUACGGACGAGGAGGCACGGCUAAGUAUCGCGGGGAAAUGGUACGGAACAGCGCUUGCAGUCGUGUGUUCCAAGGCUGCAGAGCUCGCCAAUGCCGCUUACAGUCCCCAAAUUUCCCUGGGCUGUACCCUCGCAACGUCACCUGCUACUACCUGGUGAAGGCACUGCCUGCGCCCUCGCCUGAUCUUGUACCUGUGGUCACAUUAAGUCAGGAUAAUGACCGUCUGGUACAGGUGGGUCGUAAAGGCCAUGGCGGCCGUGUGUCGCCAGAAGCUCGCCUCCAGCAGGACGACGAGUGUCGGGCGCCAGAGGACUUCCUGUUGGUGUACGACGGCGGGUCGCAGAAGGCGCCACUGCUUGCUAAGAUGUGUGGUACAGCCACCAUCCCCAACAUCACCUCCAGCGGGCCAGAGAUGCUUGUGGUGUUACAGACAGCAACGUCAGGUAUGAUGAACCAUCUUGCCAACUUAGUGACUGGCUUUGAACUUGAGGCUCAUGUGUUAUUCAUGAAGCAGAACCCGAACAGUGUAAGCAGCAUGCAAUGCGGUCAGAUCAUCAAGAGCUUUGGCGGCAGCAGUGGGGUGGUGGUCAGCCCAAUAUUCGCUCUUCCUGCCAACGCUACAUGUUCCUAUGAAUUUCAGGGACGGAGAGAUGAGGUCGUGUGGCUGUAUUUUACCAAAUAUCAUAGGACACGAAAGAAAGAAGUUAUGAUUAAUUACACACCGUGCCGUAACCGCCUUGCUCUCUAUGACGGAAAGACGUUCUAUAGCCCCGAAUCAGAAAUUUCAACUCUUAUGGGCGAGUAUUGUGACGAGCAGCUGCCGCCAAUAUGUGUUAGAUCGCGUCAGAAGGGGACAGUGAGCCAGCCGUGUGCAAUCAAGGAGAGUUUCCUCUCCACAGGACCUUCCCUCUUUGUCAUGCAAGAGUUCACGGACGGAACCAGCCUCCUUCCACUUAAUUAUAUCAUACAUUACGAGUUUGUUAGUUUUUUUCAGUCUGGGAAGGAGUCUGGCAGUGAUUGUGACAGAGUGUUUAACAGUGCUCAGGACGCCAAGGGACAUUUCAGUUCCCCUAGAAACGUUUUUCUAUACGGUCGUGGGGGUAAAUCUUCUCUCUCCUGUAAAUAUACAUUUCAGACAUUAGAAGGAGAGGCGAUAAAGCUGAAAAUCACGAACGUGGGAUUUCGUGGCAAUAUGUGCAAGACGAUUCACAAUUUUCAAUCGAAUCUUUACGAAUGCAUCGCACGCCUUCCUGGCUCAGCUGUACUGGAGGUGUGGGAGGAGCCUUGGGGCAAUACGCGCCUUCCCCUAGGCUGUAUGUGUGAUGCUGGAAUUACUCCAUCAGUGUUCAUCAGUCACACUCGUCUAGUUCAGCUAAAGUUUGCUAUCAAGGAGAUGAACUGGAGUCAAGAUUUCAAUGAUUUUUUCUUCGAUGCUGAGUACGAGUUCACGAAGACCAGAGAAUGCACCGAUGAACGGAUCUUAAAUGGCUCAACGGGAUCUAUUCUCAUACGGAGUGAUGGAGAGUUCGCAGAGUGUAAUGAAUACCCUUGGAAGAUCGUGGCCCGGGAACAUAGCCACCUGUACCUGAACAUCCCCGGUUAUCACGCCUCCAGCCAACGCUGUUCCACGGAGAACAGAGUAGUGGUGUACGGCAGUCACACAGCCCGGCCUCUCAAAGCCGUAUGCCCAGAAACCGGCGGAACGGAUAGCGUGGAUAUAUUCUCCUCUGGCUGGAACACGGCGUUGGAUUUAUCUGAACCUCGCCCUGACAGCCUUAUUAUCCGCUAUCUAGCCAGGGAACCCUCGACGUAUAGACUUACCUGGCUGGAAGUGCGUCGGGAGCCCCGCCCCUCUGCUCUCGAGUCCCUCAAGGGAGCGGGCGGCCGUGGGCACAGCACGGGCGCCUCGUGCCCUCAUCAAUGCCCUGAGCUCGACGCCUGCAUCAGCCCCGAGCUUUGGUGUGACGGGGUGAAGCACUGCCCGUCCGGUGCGGACGAGCUGCGCACUACCUGCCUCUACUUCACCGUCCCCUGGCUGUACCUUGUGCUCGGGGUGGUUGCCAUACUCGUCUGCUUGCUGGUGUUUGCCUCCGCCCUUGUCGCCGUCAGGAUCUACCAACGAGGCAAAGUCAAGAGGAAGAAGAAGAAAGAGGCCCAGAGAUUGAUGACUCGGGAAGUCAUUCUUCCACUAAACUUCCAGAAGGAAAACAUUUACUGAGGUAGUCGGGAAGAGUCAAUGACACAAACAGGAAAUUACCUCCUCUGCUCCCAGACUCCUCUCCUUCUUCAUUUACUACAACUGGCCUCCUUGUCAUGGCUAAUUUUUAUAUCCAAUUUUGUAUAACUUGUUUCCAUGAAGUUCGAUGAUGUUCUUACACUUUGUAAAUACUUAUAUAUAUUUUAUGGUUUUAUUUACAGGCAACAGUAGAAAGAUUUUCUAGAUAGAUGAACACUUUGUACACCCCUGAGGAUUUUCCCUAGUCGUUGUGAGAGUAGUGGUGAUAUUUCUGCCUAAUAUCAGUCGCCAUGCCUUACAUACAGAGGAAAGAGUGAGAUACCCCGACUCUCUUAAGUUUCGGAUCCCCUGUCAUACAUAUAGGUAAAUAGGCCUCCCUCUUCCAACAGAUUUAACAUAUGGUCUUAAACAUUUGAGAUAACUACUCAAUGCUAGGAAUCAGGAUCUUAAGUGCACGUUCCAUCACUUUCUUGGGACAUGCUUUGGUUAGUACACUUUUUCCCCUUACCUUCAUCUCUUUCCCUACUGAUCUACAGAUGACAAGUUCCACAGACUCUACAAACCUCCUUAUCAUCACUCUUUGUAAUCUUUUUAAAGGAGAUUAAUGGGUUAAGGUGAUUAAGAGAAAACUAAAUCUCAACUCUUUACAUCUGUCUCCAAAAUACUACACAUAACAUUGAAGGUCACAGACUGAUGGGCAAAAUUACCUUUCUGGAAAAAUAGUCUGUGGGUCAAAGAUGGUUAUUGUUGGCCUUGGUUAUCUGUGGCCAUUGUUACCAGUUCUAAAAAUACAGUUCAAGUAUCAACUUUUUUUAUACUACUGAGUCUAAUCAUACAGGUCAGUCCUACAAUCCUACAAUUAAGUUGUCAUUUAUUAAUGCAAGAUAUAAAUUUUCUUAUAGAUUUGCCAAACUAUUGGUUCUUGCAGCUAUAAAUCAUAAUAUUUAUUUAUCACUAAGAACCACUGAACAUCAGCUAAAAAAGUACCAUUCUUGAAUGCUUUUCUCAUGAUUAUUUUUUUAUAUUCAUGGGAACGAAAAACUCGUAAGGAAAUGGGAGGCAAUCAGAUUCGAUCUAAGGAAAGGGAGGGUAGCUCUAAAUCGAUGAAUCGAGAGCACUUCAUUAGCAUCUCGUGAGGGAUUACCAGUCUCAGAAACCUCAACUAGUCAAAAAAAAAAUAUAAAAAAAAAAAGAACAGGGCUCCAAGCACAACACACAGACUUGGUAAUCCUACACAAAACGUUCAGAAUAAUACAAAGGCAAAUCAAAGCAAGAAGACUUCACAAAAGGCCUGGCUUGCUCUAAAUGUCUUUGAAUUACACAUAUUUGUUGGCACUCAGCCUUUCAACUAGAGAAACUCUUCACCCACAGCCUUAGCUUUCCUCAGUCCUCACCGACCCUACCCUUCUAAUCUGACUUUUCAGUUCCACUUUUCCCCCCGCGACGACUGAGCUAGGUACGGGGCGCAGCAAGAAGUCAGGUCCACAAACUAGAAAACUCAACUGACCUGGUUCUUGUAGGUAGGGUGGGGAGGAGGGGUGACUGUGAUAAACCAUCCCCGGGUCAUUGUAAAAGAAUCACUUGUUUAUUAAGACCAGGGAAGACUUUCUACACUGAUGCUUUGUGAGAUUCUCGCUUGUGUUGUUAGAAUGCAGAGACCGUUUUGGAAACAUUGACCAGAGGCAGCUGGCAGAAAUAUAGCAAGGUAAAUAAACACUGCUAUCAGCAACGUUUCGCUCUGAAUAGAGCUUUUUUAAGUUGAGAUGACUUAAAAAAAUCUACCCAGAGGGAACAUGUGAUAUUUUUUGUAAAGCAGGUGUCUCUCGUUACCCCAGGUGUUUAUCUCUUUACACCAGGCGUGUGUCUCGUUACACCAGGUGUGUAUCUCGUUACACCAAGUGUGUAUCUCGCUAUAGCAGAUGUGUAUCUCGUUACACCAGGUGUGUAUCUCGUUACGCCAGGUGUGUAUCUCGUUACACCAGGUGCGUGUCUCGUUACACCAGGUGUGUAUCUCGUUACUCCAGGUGUGUAUCUCGUUACACCAGGUGUGUAUCUCGUUACACCAGAUGCGUGUCUCGUUACACCAGGUGCGUGUCUCGUUACACCAGGUGUGUAUCUCGUUACACCAGGUGUGUAUCUCGUUACACAAGGUGUGUAUCUCGUUACGCCAGGUGUGUAUCUCGUUACACCAGGUGUAUCUCGUUACACCAGGUGUGUAUCUCGUUACACCAGGUGCGUGUCUCGUUACACCAGGUGCGUGUCUCGUUACACCAGGUGUGUAUCUCGUUACACCAGGUGUGUAUCUCGUUACGCCAGGUGUGUAUCUCGUUACACCAGGUGUAUCUCGUUACACCAGGUGCUACACCAAAUUUAUCACAUUAAAAAUUUUAUCACAGUUUGUACAUUCAUGCCUUUCAAGUGAGGUGAUUUAAUGCUGGUACCAGUUAGGGCUCUUAAUACAAGGAGCUGAAGCAGUGUGCUGCUGCCUUAUUUGUUACGACAGUUAAACAGAGGGAACAAGAGCUAUGUUUUGCCCUGUCACCCUCAAGGAGGACGGGGCUCAUACAAGGUGCUGAAAUCUGUCUUGCAUGAGCUGGGAGAUUAUUGUUCCAUUCUUUGGAGGACCAGGUUCAUACAAGGUGCUGAAAUCUGUCUUGCAUGAGCUGGGAGAUUAUUGUUCCAUUCUUUGGAGGACCAGGUUCAUACAAGGUGCUGAAAUCUGUCUUGCAUGAGCUGGGAGAUUAUUGUUCCAUUCUAUGGAGGACCAGGUUCAUACAAGGUGCUGAAAUCUGUCUUGUAUGAGCUGGGAGAUUAUUGCCCCAUUCCAUGGAGGACCAGGUUCAUACAAGGUGCUGAAAUCUGUCUUGUAUGAGCUGGGAGAUUAUUGCCCCAUUCCAUGGAGGACCAGGUUCAUACAAGGUGCUGAAAUCUGUCUUGUAUGAGCUGGGAGAUUAUUGCCCCAUUCCAUGGAGGACCAGGUUCAUACAAGGUGCUGAAAUCUGUCUUGUAUGAGCUGGGAGAUUAUUGCCCAUUCCAUGGAGGACCAGGUUCAUACAAGGUGCUGAAAUCUGUCUUGUAUGAGCUGGGAGAUUAUUGCCCCAUUCCCUGCAGAUCCCACCUAGGAAAAAUUGUCAAAUACCACUGUCGGAUUCAAAGCAGAUUCUUGCAUUUUAACAACACAUACCAGAGAGUGCUUUAAAAAACACUAUCAACACAAAGCACCAGGGAAAAAAUUGUGUUCCCAUCUAGGGUAGUAUGUGGCUUUUACGGAGAAGAGAAAUUGUGAAAUUUUAAUCAUUAUUGUGAUAAAAAAAAUGGUUUAAACUAAAAAAAAAAAUUAUGCGUAUUUAUACAUAUCGAAAAACUGUUUAAUGUUUUGGUAGUAGUAUGGUGUUUAUACAGUGUGGAACUCUGCCAAGGUAGAUUAUAUAAUGUGUGGGAUGAGAACCGCCGUGUAUGUAUUUUUAAGGUGAACCAUUGAAAGAUAUUUGCCUACAGCAGCUGCUGCUUACUUAAUUUGCUGUUUUUGAAUCUAUAAAAAGUGAUGUUAUUAUAUUACCAAGGUGGUGUUAUCACACUGUCAGGGUGGUGUUAUCACUCUGUCAUGGUGGUGUUAUUACAUUACCAAGGUGGUGUUAUCACACUGUC
This is a messenger RNA of Cherax quadricarinatus, 6795 nucleotides long. Lineage: Eukaryota; Metazoa; Arthropoda; Malacostraca; Decapoda; Parastacidae. The record is from RefSeq and is a predicted model, not a curated record.